AACUUUCUAAUUCACAGUAUACGUAUAGUAAUUUUCAUGUUGGAAGAAAUUGUCAUUGAAUUUUUUUCUGCGUUUGCGAUACAAUUUGUCAGAUUAGCAUAAAAAUAAUAACACAUUUUUCGUUCGUGUGUACGCGAUUUAUGUGCGCAAACGGAGAAUGACUGAAAUAUGUAAAUCACACUUGGCUUUUGCAACUCCGUGAACAACUUGUAUUAAUGGUUCAUACGUUACUUAUGUAGAAAUGAGUCCAUAUCUGACAAGAAAACGUGCUGCAUCAACACGAAGUUCUAAAGAGACACAAUUAAGUGACAAAGAUACUGUUCCCAAAAUGACAUCUAAAACCAGAAGUGUUAUUAACAAGACAUUAAAAUUGAAAGGUCACGCUAAAGUAACAAAUGCAGAAUCAAUGUAUCAAACACAAAGGACAAGGAAUAGGAAAGGCAAUACAUCUGUCUCACAAACUGAAAAGAAUGUGCAAAAGGAAAGACAAAAGAGAACAAGAAGUAAUGAUUUGUCAAAAGAUGAUAUCAAAGAUACUGUGAAAUCUAAAAAGGUCGUUACGCAUAGCAGUUCCGAAAUUAAAAAAAAAGAUAUAAGAACUGAAAAAAGGAAAGUUAUCACAAAAAUAACCAGAAAUACUUCUAAUUCAAAACAGACAUCUUUGAAAGAAGCAUUUUUAAAUCAGUCUAAAGUAAGAAUUCUACGUUCCCAUAAAAAUUCCACGAAUGAUAAAUCAACAAAAAAGCUAAUUAGUCCUAAGAAAAAAAAAGUACCUGUUUACAAAUGUAUUUCGCCAGAAAAGUCUAAGGAAAGUACUAAUGAAAUAUAUGAGUUUAAGUUUGAUAUUAAUGACUCGACUGAAAGAGUACCAAAGAAACGAAAGAAAAGAGCUGUUAAAAAAACAACGACAAAUAAGAGAAGGAGAAAUGUGUCAGUAAAACAAAUUAACACGAAACAACUAACUAAAUCUAAAAGAGUCAAAGGAGUAAAUGUUAAAUUUGAAGAAAAUAAUCCUGUGGAACUUUCAAGUAAAGAUAAAAAUGAUGUAUUAAAGACAGAUAUCGUAGAAACAGGUGUGGAAUUGGAUAAAGAGAUGAAAGAUUCAGGAAAUAUAACUGGUGAAGAAAAUGCUAAUACAAUUAAAAAACCAACAAUUAUAUCAGUAGAAGAUUUGAGUAAUAGAAGAAUUUCAAUAGUGGGUACUUCACAAACAUCAACCUCGCCUGAUUUUAAACCAUUUAGACCAACAAAUAUUUUCAAUAACAGAUUAACUGCACAAAAAAAAGAUGCACUUAAUUUUUCUCUAUUUGAAAAAUCUUUGUCGCCAAUUGUAAAAUCAACAGAAAAUCUUCAAAUACCUCCUAGUCCCUGGAGGGUAGCAUCAUUGUAUGGGUUUUCUCAAGUGAAUAAUGUAUUUCAAAGCACGCCUCAAAAUAAUAAAUACGACAUUGUUAAUAAAAAAAUUUCACGAGUAAAUAAUGAAGUAUUAAAUAACGAAUCUAAACAAUUUGGAAAUAUAACAAAAAUGAAAAAUAAUUGGCAAAAGAAUAAUGAAAACAUGAGCGCAGGGAAGCAUGUACAUAUUAAUACCAAAACGAGAAAUCCUUUAACUCCAAGAAAAUUUGGCACAGAAAUUACAAACUUAGAUCAUUCUGUACAGAUUAAAUCUUCAAUAGAACAAACGAGUGAACAAAUAUCAACUAAAACUGAGACUAAUCAGUUAAAUGCAGACUCAACCAAUGUAAUUAUUUCCAAUGUAAGCAAAUUUGAUAAUAAUGAAAAUAAAACGAUAAAUAUUUCAAGUCCAAGGAAGAGUUUUAAAAAAGGAAUAAUAAAAGUUAAACAAGGAGGAAAAGUUGACAAGGAAGAAAAUUUUGAUCCUCAACCUGGAUCAUCAGAUUUACAAAGUUCAAUUCCUAAUGAAGAGAGACUGUUAAAGCAAUCAAAUUUAAAUAAUUUCUUAAAUAUAAUGGAAACACCACAAAAUACUAUAAUUAAAACAGCUCAUGGAAUUUUUGAUGAUGUACAGUCAACAUCAAUUACUAGCAAGGCUAAUGUAUCUACUAUACUAUUAAAAGAUACAUUUGAUUUUAGUGAUGAUUCUAAUCAAGAGUCUCCUAUUAAAGAUAAAGAUAACAAAAAAGAAAAAUUCACUCAAAGAAACACAGAGUUAUGCAACAUAAAACCUAUUAGAUUAUCAAUUGGUGAAAUAAAAAAUAAGUUAUUGACUAAAGAAUUAAAAGAAGAUAUACACAAUAAAGAAAAUAUAUUAAUUAAAAAGAAGAAAGUAAAAAAAUCACCCAUUGAGAGAAGGAAUAAACAUAAACAUGUUGAUAUUGUUAACUUUUCUGACACAUUUGAUAUUCUCUCUGAAACAGGUGAAACAUCAGCAGCUUCUGCAAAUAGUGUUCCAUUAUUUGCUGAUUUAGAACCAUCUCAUUUUACAGAGCCCCCACGAUAUUCGUACAAACGAAAACGUGCCACAAAAAUUAGUUAUUCGGAUGAUGAAAGCGAUGAAGAGGAAAAACGAAUAACGGAAAAUGAAAUAAAACGAAAGAAAACUAAUAAAUUGAAGAAAGAUCAGGAAGAAAGAUUAGUGGAAUGGAUUGAAAAUAUUAACAAAACAUUUAAUGAAGUGGAUAAAUAUGAACUUGUGAUCGAGUAAAUUAUUUAUUGUUAUUAUUAUUACAGAAAAAUAACUAUUACUAAAGCUUUGAAUUAUAUUAACUCUUUCCAGUCGGAACGCUUAGAGGCAGGUAUAGCUACUUGAUCGCAGCGCUUACUCGAUCUAAGGAAUAUAAUAAUAAGGUAACUGAGAAAUUAUCUUUUAGCUAAAGAUAAUUUCUGAUCUGAUUGAUCUGAAGGAUCUGGUCUAUUUAAGACUUCAUGAUUUCAUGACUUUAUUAUAUAUUAUAUAUAAUAUAAUUAUAAUUAUGUUAUAUAUAAGUGUACAAGUGUCUCAAAAGUGCGGUGACAGAUGUAAAAAAGAAGCAAUGCACUGGCGAUAACACAAACAUCUGAGCUGGAACUUCAACCGAAAAGGUUAAUAGUGUUGUAGUAUCUAUGUAUAAUAUAAUAGUAUCUAUGUGUCUUAUUUUAUAGUAAUAAUGUAUAAGUUUAUAAAUGAAGCUUGUAUAGC
This is a messenger RNA of Frieseomelitta varia, 3139 nucleotides long. RefSeq lists its product as uncharacterized. The record is from RefSeq and is a predicted model, not a curated record. Bases 242 to 2665 code for a protein of 807 amino acids. NCBI's taxonomy places the organism in Eukaryota, Metazoa, Arthropoda, Insecta, Hymenoptera, Apidae. The transcript is spliced from 3 exons.